AUGGCGCCGCCGCCCGCGGACGAGGAUGGCGGCACCCCCACGGCCCCGUACGCGCUGCUGCAGCCGGCGCCGGCGUCGCCCUUCCUGGACGAGAUCGACGCCGACAGCAUCCUGGGCAGCGACGUGGUGGACGUCCACGUGGAGGACGCGACGGACGUCGGGGAGGACACUCUGAGCCAGAUCCCGGAGGCCACCAAGCCCGCAGAGGGGGGGCCAAAGCAAGACGGGGAGGAGGACGUAGCCGAGUACCGCUACGUCCACCUGAACGCGCCCGAGAAGAACGCGGCGCUGGGCUACUGCAGCAACCUGGUCAUCACGAGCCGCUUCACGCUGUACAACUUCCUGCCCAAGCUGCUCUUCUACGAGUUCAGCAAGCUGGCCAACGCCUACUUCCUCGUCAUCUCCGUCAUGCAGACCAUCAAGCCCAUCUCCAACACGGGCGGCUUCCCGGCCUCGCUGCCGGCGCUCUCCAUCAUCGUGCUCAUCGACAUGUUCUUCGCCUGCAUGGAGGACUACAAGCGCCACAAGGCCGACCACAUCGCCAACAACAUGCCCUGCCAGCGAUUCAACCGAGACGCGAGGGCCUUCGAGCCGGCCACGUGGCACACGCUGCAGGUCGGAGACGUGGUCAAAGUGGCCAACCGAGACCCCGUCCCGGCUGAUCUGGUGAUCCUCGGAGCCUGCGAGCCGGACCCGACCAACCCCGCGGGCAUUUGCUACGUCGAGACCAAGUCGCUGGAUGGAGAGACGAAUCUGAAGCUGAGACAGGGACUUGAGGCCACCUACACGGCGCUGCUCAGUGACGCGGCCGUGGGGGACCUCAAGGGGACGGUGGUGUGCGAGACGCCUAACAACUCCAUCCACCGCUUCAGCGGCUCCAUGACGCUCGAGGGAGGCAAGAAGGAGGUCAUCACGACCAACGCCAUUGCGCUGCGCGGCUCGACGCUGCGGAAUACCGAGUACAUUUACGGUCUGGUCGUGAACACGGGCCCGGACACCAAGAUCAUGAUGGCCUCGUCGUCCGAGCCCAUGAAGUGGAGCAACAUGGAGAGGCGCCUGAACAAGCAGAUCCUGUACAUUUGUAUGCUCAUGGUGGCGCUGUGCCUGACCGGCGCCAUCUUGUCGACAGUUUGGAACACUUCGAAUCUGGACAAGGACUCGCACAAGGGCGCGUGGUAUUUGUACGACGGCAAUUCAACGGCGGUCAAGUCACCGGUGGGGAACUUUGUGAUCAUGGUGCUGUACUACUUCCUGCUGCUGAACUCGUUCAUCCCCGUGUCGCUGUACGUCAGUAUGACGUCCGUGAAGUUCAUGCAGUCGUACUUCAUGAACAACGAUUUGGAGAUGUAUCACGAGGAGACGGACACGCCGUGCCAGGUGCGCACCAUGUCUUUGAACGAGGAGUUGGGACAGAUCGACUACAUCUUCUCGGACAAGACGGGCACGCUGACGUGCAACAUCAUGGAGUUCCGCAAGUGCUCGAUUAAUGGUGUGGCGUAUGGAUUGGGUGAAACAGAGGUUGGCAUUGCCGCGCGUAAGCGCCAACAGGAAGAGGCUCCAACGACGUCUUCGUUCUACGCUGUGACCCCCGGCGGUGGCUAUGCAGCUCCAAUGAGGAAAGACCGUGUUGACACUGCGCCGGAUUCAAACAACCCGCCUACGGACCGUAUCGUGAAGGCGCCGUUCGUUAACUAUCAGGAUGACGCUCUCUUCGAUGCCUUGGCACAGAAGAACACCUCUCAGGCUAAAGCUAUUGGAUCAUUUUUCGAGCACCUGGCUGUAUGCCACACUGUCAUGCCUGAGCGAGCCCCGGACAACAGUCUUCGCUUGAGCGCAUCGUCACCUGAUGAACAAGCGCUCGUAGCUGCGGCUGCUUGCUUUGGCUACAAAUUCGUGGCGCGUGGUCCCGGUAAGGCAAUGGUGGAGUACUUUUCAUGCGUGGACCACCCCGAAGACAUGGUUUGCAACCAGCCAGUCGCGGGCCACGCUGUCGGCACUUACGAGGUCCUGGAAGUGCUCGAGUUUAACAGUACGCGCAAGCGUAUGUCCGUUGUCGUAAAGGGCCCAGGUGGUGAAUUAAAACUAUUCUGCAAGGGAGCAGACACUGUUAUGUACGAGCGCCUGAGACCGACCAACGACCCUUCCGUCAAGCAAACGCGCAAUUUGACACUACAACACAUGGAGCAGUUCGCAUCUGAGGGACUGCGUACUUUAGUGAUCGGUACGACCGACAUUGACCGCGAGUUCUUCGAGUCAUGGGUCAUCCGCUACCGCACAGCUAUCAAUGAUAUGCGCCAGAUUGAUCUUCGUCGCAAUGGCGAGGACAACGAUAUCGACCGGCUUAUGGAGGAAAUUGAGGUGAACCUUGAUAUCUUGGGCGCCACAGCUAUCGAGGACCGACUGCAAGCUGAAGUGCCCGACACUAUUUACAAGUUGCGCCAAGCGUCCAUCAAGAUCUGGAUGCUUACGGGCGAUAAGGAGGAGACGGCUAUCAACAUCGGCUUCGCUUGUCGCCUGCUAGCUUCAGACAUUGAGCGGGUCGUGAUUUCUGCAGAUACACACCCGGACUUGGCUUCUAUUGUAGAUGAACUGGAAGCAUACAGCCGUGAAGAUGAAAAUGAGGACACUUCUGCAUCGACGCCCGCUGGAGGCCUCGCUACUAUGUCGGUGACGUCUGAUAUUCGAAACUCCUCGGUCUCGAUAAGAAACCAGCGCAAACGAAUGACUCGCAUCGAGAGUAUGGCGGAGAUGCCGCAGCAAGAUCUAGCUUUGGUCAUUGAUGGCGAGACGUUGGAGCUGGCGCUGGAAGAAUGCCCCGAAUUGCUACUGAAGGUAGCUGAAAAGUGUGUGGCAGUGAUUGCAUGCCGCGUGUCUCCUGCCCAGAAGGCGCAGCUGGUGCGUCUUGUGCGCGAUAACAACCCAGAAGUCCGAACGCUGGCUAUCGGUGACGGCGCUAAUGACGUCUCGAUGAUUCAAGCUGCACACGUCGGUGUUGGUAUCUCGGGCCAAGAGGGAAUGCAGGCCGCGAAUUCGUCGGACUAUGCCAUCGCGCAGUUCCGCUUCCUGUCGAGGCUAUUACUUGUUCACGGUCGCUGGAAUUAUGUCCGCAUGGGCAAGCUUAUCCUGUACAUCUUCUACAAGAAUGUCAUUCUGAACUUGACGCAGUUCUGGUACAUGAUCUACACGGGCUACUCGGGACAGAAGUUCUUCCUCGAAUGGGGACUCCAGGGCUACAACCUGCUCUUCACGGCUUUGCCGAUCGUCCUGGUGAGCACCUUCGAGCAGGAUGUGCCUGCGUGCCUCGCGCACAACUACCCGCUGCUUUACCGAAUCGGCCAGGAGAACACAAACUUCAACACGAAGGUCGUGUGGGCCUGGAUCACGUCGUGUGUGUGGGAGUCGCUCAUCAUCUGCUUCGGCGUCGUGUACGGCAUGCGUUAUUUGGUUACUGGAGGAGACACACCCACGAUGUGGGUUUACGGAUGUACAUCGUUCACGAUUGUGCUGAUCGUGGUGACGCUGAAACUUUGUCUGCACCAGCAGAUGUGGUGGCCAAUCCACAUCGCCAUCUACAUCGGAUCUUUCAUGCUUUGGAUCGGCACAGCUGCCUUCAUUUCCCACGGCAGGUCCAUCAGCUCGUCCUACUGGAAUGGAGUGUUCUCGAACACGUUCCGCAUUGAUGCGUUUUGGCUGGUGGUGCCGCUGCUCGUCGUCGCAGCGCUGUCACGUGACUUCAUGUGGAAGGGCUACAUGCGGAUGUUCAGGCCAUCGUACAAGCACCUGGCACAAGAAGUGUGUGCCUUUAACCUCACACAUAUCGCGGAUCAACUACUCACGUUCCCGCCAGCAGAGAAGAUCCCGGAGGACGCUUAUGGCGGCGAGGCUGGUCGCGUCGCCGCUGGUUCUGUCCUGACGUCGAGCAUGCGCGAUACAACUGUGAGCAAGCCCGUCGCCCCUGCAGUCGUCAUGGCGCCGCGUCCGCUCAUUGGACGUCUUGGAAGCCGCCGCUCAACUACAAGAGGCAGCGCCUUCAGCUACGACGCCGAGAGCGUUAUGGUGGAGUCGUUCAUGUCCACGGACAGGUACGCACGCGACGCUAAGAGAACCAAGUCCAUCUUCGACCGCCACGCAAGCCGCGGCUCGUUGGCGUUCCACCGCCUGCCGUCCGACUCCGAUGGAGAUCUCGAGGGACUGGCGGAAAGCACCCGUCCCACGCAAACGCGUUCCGGACGAGCAGCCACGACUGCGGAUGUAUCCCCACGACGAUCAGCUGGCAACAUUUUCCGCGGAGCCCGUCACGGUCAAGGACGAAGACGUUUCUUCUCGGUGUCGGCGCUCUCGGGUGAUACAGCGUCAGGUCGAGCACGCGAGAACGCCACCGUCAACGCAGGAGGUCGAGCUCGGCCACCGGCGUUGAAUCCUCUGGCUGAGAACGUGACCGUGAGCGACGCCGACUCGGACGGACUGCGCAGCUUCCAUCGCCCGUCGACCAGCCGUCUGAGGACUCGGGGCUUCGAAAACCGCGCCAUGUCCAACGACGAUGUGUCGUAUCACGCCCACGGCGACAGUACCAGCGUACCGCGCUCUCCUCUCGUGCGACGCUACACGAACCGAAGCAUAGUAUCGAAUAUGUAAGGCAGACGAUGGAUAGGAAACAACAACUAAAUACAUAAAAACACUUUGAACAGCU
This is a messenger RNA of Phytophthora sojae, 4690 nucleotides long. RefSeq lists its product as hypothetical. The coding region runs from base 1 to 4635 and encodes 1544 amino acids. Gene Ontology annotation, cellular component: plasma membrane. The record is from RefSeq and is a predicted model, not a curated record. Gene Ontology annotation, molecular function: magnesium ion binding; ATPase-coupled intramembrane lipid carrier activity; ATP hydrolysis activity. Lineage: Eukaryota; Oomycota; Peronosporomycetes; Peronosporales; Peronosporaceae. Gene Ontology annotation, biological process: phospholipid translocation. The transcript has a single exon.